AUGUCGUGGGUAACAAAUUCUGACGAAAGCGGGUAUUACAUGCCGCAUCACGCGGUGAUAAAAAAUACAAACAAUACUACGAAGGUGCGAGUAGUGUUCGACGCCUCUGCUAAGUCUGACAAUGGCGUAUCGUUAAAUGACGUGUUAAUGACGGGUCCAAGCAUACAAGAUAAAAUAAUAUCACAUUUGAUUCGGUUCCGUACGUACAAUUAUGUUAUAACAGCGGAUAUAGAAAAAAUGUAUCGCCAAGUGCUAGUACAUGAACAGGAUCGACACUUUCAACAGAUUCUAUGGCGUAGAGAUGAGGACGAAUAUCAAUCAUUUCCUAAGGCGACCGGAGUUUUAAAAUCACACUUAUAUGUAGACGAUUUAUUAACCGGUUCCGAAACGAUCAAAGAAGCCCGAAUAAUACGAGACGAUAUCAUCGCGUUGUUAGCACGGGGCGGUUUUACGAUAAGACAAUGGGCAUCGAAUGAUGAACGCAUAAUCCAUGACUUAGAGUCUACCGCGUUGCACGAGAAUUUCACUAUCCGCAUUGAUCGUGAUCUAAAAACACUAGGCAUCACAUGGAGCGCGAAAAACGAUAAAUUAUAUUACGCAACAAGAUCAAUCGAGAUCACGGAAAGGGUGACAAAGAGAAAGGUAUUACCAGAAAUCGCAAAAUUUUACGAUCCGUUGGGUUUAGUAGGACCAGUUGUCUUGUAUAUCAAAAAAUUAAUGCAAGACGUGUGGCGUAGCGGUGUACAUUGGGAUGAAUCCAUUCCGCAAAGGUAUCACGAUGUGCAAUUGCAUGGUUUUUGUGACGCCAGUAGUAUCGGCUACGGGGCAUGCAUAUACAUACGUUCAUCUAAUAAUCAGAAAACCGUGGCAAAAUUGCUAUGCGCGAAAUCGCGAGUUGCACCCUUGAAAACCGUCACGAUUCCACGACUCGAGCUGUGCGGUGCAUUAACAUUAGCACAGUUAUUUCGGGAAGUAAAAGAGGAAAAUCCUGCCGACGCUAUUUCGAGGGGUCAAUUGCCACACGAUUUUUUGCGAAAUCAAACAUGGUUUACGGGACCAUCAUGGUUGAGCAAGGAUGAAGUUGAAUGGCCCAACGAAAUUAUUCGGAUACCCGAAAUACCCGAAUUAAAAAAGAAUGCUUGCCUAAUUUCCGAACAUACUAAGUUUGAUAUCCUCGACAGAUAUUCUUCUUAUUCCAAAUUAAUCAGAAUCGUUUCAUACUGUCUCCGGGUCCGUCAUCCAAAUAAACACACAGGGGUCUUACAAGCGGAAGAGAUUAAUAAAGCAGAAAUACGCGUGCUAAAAAUAUUGCAAGCUGAUCAAUUUUCUGAUGAAAUUAAAAGAUUAAAUGGAGCUUCGACUAACAAGAGUAAAUUCGCCAAUUUAAAUCCGUUUAUUGACGAGUACGGUUUAAUUCGCGUGGGAGGACGUUUGCAAAAAUCAGACCUCACUUUCGCGCAAAAACACCCAAUUCUGCUUCCCAGUCGACACAGCCUGACCGAUCGCAUCAUACGCGAAAUUCAUGAGAAGCAUUACCACACAGGCAUACAAACCACGCUUUACAUUCUUCGGCAAAGAUUUUGGUUACCGGACGGCCGUAACCAACCGCAUUACGCCGAUUCGCUGCGAGGCGAGGUUUACCGGAACGUAUACUCGGAUAAUGGUACUAACUUUGUUGGCGCGAACAAUCAGUUGAAGGACCUAUAUGCCGUAUUUAAUUCGAACGAACACAAAAAAUUAUUACAACAAUAUGCGAGUGAUCGCCGUAUCACCUGGCAUUUUAUACCGCCAACAGCACCCCAUUUCGGCGGGCUAUGGGAGUCUACCGUAAAAAGUUUCAAACACCAUUUCAAACGAGUAAUUGGUGAUUCCUUGUUUACAUUCGAGGAAUUAAAUACGUUCGUUGUAGAAGUCGAGGGUAUUCUAAAUUCGAGACCAAUUACAUCUAUUUCGUCCGAUCCGAACGACUUAUUAGUACUGUCCCCCGCUCAUUAUUUAAUUGGCAAACCAUUAACCAUGUUGCCCGAAAACGAUUAUACGAGCAUUUCAGACAACCGUCUGUCCACUUGGCAACAUAUUGCUAAGGUGAGACAAGACUUCUGGAAGAGGUGGAGUCUCGAGUAUUUAAACGAGUUACAAGUCCGUCGCAAAUGGAUCAAACAGGGACAGCGUUUCGAGAUUGGAGCCGUCGUACUUAUCAAGGACAAAACAGCUCCGUGCGCAUAA
Molecule: messenger RNA, 2226 nt
Organism: Solenopsis invicta (red fire ant)
Lineage: Eukaryota; Metazoa; Arthropoda; Insecta; Hymenoptera; Formicidae
Exons: 5
Coding region: 1-2226 (741 amino acids)
Molecular function (GO): nucleic acid binding
Source: RefSeq, a predicted model, not a curated record